Molecule: messenger RNA, 2888 nt
Organism: Cydia fagiglandana
Lineage: Eukaryota; Metazoa; Arthropoda; Insecta; Lepidoptera; Tortricidae
Gene: UbcE2M
Product: NEDD8-conjugating enzyme Ubc12
Exons: 4
Coding region: 163-714 (183 amino acids)
Source: RefSeq, a predicted model, not a curated record
UAAUAUACUUUUUAACAUCGUUAGCUAGUUACCAAUCAAAUCUACAGAAAAAUAUAAUUAUUUAUUAUUUUACUAAUCGCAAGAAAGUUGUGUCCUGUGUACAAAAAUACUUUGUGAAAUAAAUCGCGUUGUAAUUUCUAUUAUAUCGAUUAGAAUAGGACAAUGAUUAAACUUUUUUCAUUGAAACAGCAAAAGAAAGAUGAAGAGGGUACAGCGAGAGCUGGUGGUUCACAAAAGAAAGCGUCGGCAGCUCAGCUGCGAAUUACAAAAGAUUUGAAUGAGCUGAAUUUACCCAAGACCUGCAGUACAGAGUUUCCAGAUCAAGAUGAUUUACUCAAUUUUAAACUGAUAAUAUGCCCUGAUGAGGGUUUCUAUCGAGGAGGCAGAUUUGUAUUUAGUUUUAAGGUAGGACCAAACUAUCCUCACGAACCUCCCAAGGUGAAAUGUGAGACUGCCGUAUACCAUCCUAACAUAGACCUUGAAGGAAAUGUCUGCCUCAACAUACUAAGGGAAGACUGGAAACCAGUGCUGACAGUCAACUCCAUAGUCUAUGGACUGCAAUACUUAUUCCUGGAACCCAAUCCAGAGGACCCACUGAACAAGGAGGCGGCAGACGAGCUGCAGAGCAACAGGCGGUUGUUCGAGCAGCACGUGCAGCGCGCCAUGCGGGGCGGCUACGUCGGCUCCUCCUACUUCGAGCGCUGCCUCAAGUGACCCACGAACCAGCUGUGAACACCCUCAACAAAGCAUUUUUUAUUUCUUUAGAAAAUUACAUCACGCUAUAUUAUCACAUAGGUCAGUGUUUUAGCUAAACCGGUCUUAUGAAUGCAAAUAAACUUGACAUGUAUAAUUUGAAAUACUCGUGGCGCUGUAGCUGCAUGCUUUUUACGCUUUUUAAUUUGACUUCAGUGUUUAUACAGAUGAUAAAAUUAAAUUAUUACUUAAACAAUAGAUUGCUAGCACAAAAUGUUGAUUCUCGCUCGCGCACCACAGACUAGAUAUUAUGUACCUAACUAGCAUGACCGCGUUUGUGUCCUUUGGCGAGCAAUCUUCUCUAACUGACGAGUAUGAACGAAAGUGCAAGAGGGACAAAUGCCUUAUGUCGGCCAUAAACUCGAUCAUGCCAUCCUCGCACGUAUCAUACCGAUAAGAUUUUGUGGAACCGUUUUAAUGGAACAGAUGACUCUACACAGAACUGUAAUUGUGGACUGUAAAUCGUUAGCAGACAAAAUCUUAUUGGCAUCCGUAUAUAACCCUCUAUAAGAGUGCAGUUGUCUGUGGUUAUAGAAAGACCGACAUUGUUUGUCGCGAAUCUAGGCGUACGCAAUUAAUUGUUUUAGCCAUGGAAAAGUUUGGGCACCAAGUGGGAAGAGCGAUUUUUUUUUGCCUUUUAGAGAUGAAUUGGGUGCCUGCCUCAGUGUACAUAAAGAACUAAAUAUUACAUCUAGUUUAUUUUAUUAUUAUUUUGGAAUGAAGCACCUUGGUGCACUCGCCUCUGCAGUGUUUUAUAAUAAACUCUGAAUAAGAAAACUGCCCUUUGGUUUCUAAAUUAUGAUAGUUAUAUAUAAAAUGUCAGGGUUCAACUGCUACUUCGCUAGGUACAGUCAGCGUUAUAUAGUAGGUAGCAUCCAAAGUAUUCAAAUACAAAUCAUAUGGUGUACCGAACUAUUUGAAUACUUUGGUUGCUACCUACUAUAUGACGCUGACUGCUUUUGAGAAAACUAGCAGCAGUUUGCUUGAUUGGGUUCUGUAAAAUACUCUGUAAAUUACUACAUAAUUGAUUAUUAUCUACUUUUUCGGUUAGACGUGUACCGGUGGAUUCAUCAAAUCUGGCGGGAGAAAAAUAGAGACAAUUACUGAUGUAACAGCAUGUAUACGAUCUCAAAAUUCUAACCCGUAUUUAUGUAAGUUGCGGGGCCAAUUACCUACAAGUAAGAGGACGGAGGCACUUUUUUCUGCGUUUAUACACUCAUGUUCUCUAUUCGCUACGCCACUUGUACGAGUGUGCAAAUAAAUACGGAGUUAUGCACUUAAUGUACCAGUUAUCAUAAUCACUAUGUAUUUUUAGGAAUCGAUUUCGAUUUUGCUUGUUCAUCGAUUUAUCAAAGCUGGUAUAAAUAUUUGAAGUAAGGUGCAUGUGAAUUAUAAUCCAUCAAGUACACCUUAAAACUGAAAGUCUGUCCAUUUUCAGACGUGCAAGAUAUGGAUACCUACAUUUUUCUAGCAUAGCAUUUUGAUAAAAGAACGUGUCCAUUUAACUUUGAGGUCUGAAAAUGUGUAUGACGUCCUAUACACCGACGUAUUGUUAUACCGCCUAAAAGCCGGCCAUUAACGUUUCCUACAUCAAUAAUGCUAUUCACUUGUCUAGACCAAAAAUAUUAUACUAUUUCUCGAUUAUAAUAAUGUACGGUUGUAACCUUUGGUUGUAACUCUAGUUGUCUCUUUAGAUUUGAGUUAUAUGUAUUUGUUUCUAGACAACUUGACAUUGGAUUUUUAAUAAAAAGUUCAAUAGAAAGUGCUGAAGGGUACACUGACGAGACGAUUGCUGCUCAUUUUAAGUAAAUAUGUUGUGAACUGCAAAUCCAACUAAGAAAUAUAAUACUUUUUAAGAUUUUAAUGUAACGUCAUGAAUGUUUUGUAUAAUUUUGUAAUCAUAAUUCAAUAGAAAUCACUUUUUCCAAUAGGAUUUAUCCCAAGCUUUAUGUGUUUUCUUUUUUGUUUGUAACGAUAAUCCUUUCAAAUAACUGCUAUUAAUAAAAUACCUAACUAAAUGUGAACAGCAAAAAUAUAAGUACAUAGUAAAUGUUUCGGUCUGUAAAGUAUAUGUAUAUUAAGAUUACUUUUGAGAAUAAACUGUGAAACAUAUAGUUGUAUUUAUUAGCAAUGCA